AUGGCUUCAAGACCUGGAGCUGUCGGUCGACCUGGCGGGCGUUUUGCACAGUUCAAACUUGUUCUUUUAGGAGAAUCCGCAGUAGGAAAGAGCUCUCUCGUUCUGCGUUUUGUCAAAGACCAGUUUGAUGACUACCGCGAAUCCACCAUCGGUGCAGCAUUUCUGACACAGACAAUAUCAUUGGAUGAAAACACGACAGUGAAGUUUGAAAUAUGGGAUACUGCUGGUCAGGAACGGUACAAGUCCCUUGCGCCAAUGUACUACAGAAAUGCAAAUUGCGCCGUUGUUGUAUACGAUAUCACUCAGGCUUCAUCACUGGACAAGGCCAAAUCAUGGGUCAAAGAAUUGCAAAGACAGGCGAACGAGAAUAUUAUUAUUGCUUUAGCAGGGAACAAAUCCGACAUGGUCGCCGAUAGUCCUGACAAGCGAGCUAUUGAAACCGCCGACGCAGAGGCUUAUGCUCGAGAGGCUGGCUUGCUCUUCUUUGAAACCUCGGCGAAGACAUCGACCAACGUCAAGGAGCUCUUCACCGCAAUCGCUCGAAAGUUGCCAUUAGACCAAGCUGGUCCACGAAUGAGACAAAAUCUUAGGCCAGGUGUUGAUCUGAGGCCAGAGACUAGCAACACACAAGGAGCAGGCCCCUACGUUAGGAAAGGAUCCUUCAACUCAAAAGACACCUCGACCUCGACCUCUGAUCCUGCGUUCCUACCAGGAUCGCAAAGCUCUGCCGCUCCUAUAAAAGUUCCACCGCCUCCUGGCCCCGUCAAUCCUACGCCACUUAGUGCGCCGACACCAGCAACGCCAACAUCCUCCUCGACGAUAUCUCCUGAAAAUGUGCCAUUGACACCACCACCGCCACCCACCAAAGUCCAGGUCGCGCCGCCAACGUCGGUACCACCUCCUUCCAAGUCUCCACCGCAAUCACCUCCUCUUUCCCCUCCUCCUUCUUCUUCACCACCACCACCAUCUUCUUCUGCUACUCCUCCAAAACAGAAACGUCGCGGGCUUAGAUUCUUGCUUUACCUUACUGUAUUUACUGGUCUGGGCUAUGGAGCGGCAGUCUUCUACGCGCUCAAAAGUGACAACUUUCAUGACUUCUUCACCGAAUACGUGCCCUUUGGAGAGGAAGCUGUACUAUAUUUCGAAGAACGAUCCUUUCACAAGAGAUUUCCCAAUGCUCGCAUCAACCAGAGUCGAGUCCCUUCUUCGGCACAGAGAGUUGGGAAUAGAGUCACCAUUCCGUCCAAAUCUGGCAUCUCGUGGAAAGUAUCUGAUGAGGGUGACACCGGUGGAAGUGAUUUAUCACAAAAGGGAAGACAUAUGAGUGCGUUGGACGCCAACAUGCCAACCAAGGUCGAAGUCAAAAACGCGCAACAAGCUCCAAAUCAAGCAAGUCAAAAGGAGAUGUCAGAUGCAGUGGGAGCUGCAAAGAAAACUUCGACUACACCAAAGGCUGCUCCGCCUGCGGUUCCGGCUCCGGUGUCUACUUCUGUCCCGGAGGCGAAAACCGAGAAGAAACCGGAAAUGACGCCUACCGCAUCUCCUGCAACCCCGAGUCCAAAGUCGGAUCCCAGACCACCAGCAAUUUCUCCAGUUGCUCAUCUAGCGCCAUUGGAAGUACCCAACGCGGACGAACCAGUUGUACAGGAAUUGACGAAAAUCGUGAAUGAUCUUAUUACAGUGAUCAACGCCGAUUCCCCAGAUGCUUCCAACAAAUAUUCUGCCCCAAUCGCCAAGGCCAAAGAAUCUCUUGUAGGAACAGCGGCGAAGAUUACUGCUCUGAAAGAAGAGGAACGAAAGGCAGCAGAGGAAAAGAUCAAGGAAGCUCACCGUCAAUUUGACGAGAGCACCAAAGAGCUGGCUAGAAGAAUUGAUGCCGCCCGGGGCGAAGAGGUUGCCCGCUACCGAGAGGAAUUCGAAGCGGAAAGGGAGAAGCUGAGUCGUAGUUAUGAGGAUAAGCUCAAGACUGUGGUCGAUCGAGCACAACAAGUGUCUGAGCAGCGACUGAAGAAUGAACUGACAGAACAGGCUAUCGAGUUGAAGCGCAGGUUCGUAGCUGACAUCAAAUCACUUGUGGAGCAGGAAAGAGAUGGGCGGCUUUCGAAGAUCUCGGAAUUAAGCAGAAAUGUCGAUGAUCUGCAAAAGUUGACCAGUGACUGGAAUGGCGUUAUCGAUUCGAAUCUCGCGACUCAGCAACUUCAGGUUGCAGUCGACGCUGUGCGGUCGGCAAUCUCCCGAGCUGCCGUGAGUGAAGGCAUGCCCAAGCCGUUUCUUACUGAACUGGCUGCUUUAAAGGAGGUGGCAAACGGAGAUCCUGUUGUUGAUGCUGCGAUAGCAUCCAUCAACCCUACUGCUUACCAACAAGGGGUACCCUCCCCUGCGCAACUUAUCGAUCGCUUUCGCCGUCUCUCCUCCGAAGUGAGGAAAGCCUCUCUUCUGCCCGAGAAUGCUGGUGUCGCUUCUCAUGCCGCAAGCGUUCUUUUGAGCAAGGUAAUGUUCAGGAAGCAGGGUGUACCAACUGGCGACGACGUGGAAAGCGUUCUGGCCAAGACAGAGACGCAUCUUGAAGAAGGAGACUUGGACGGAGCUGCACGAGAAAUGAAUACACUUCAGGGCUGGGCGGGCGUCCUUAGCAAGGACUGGUUGCAGGAUUGUCGUAAAGUGCUUGAAGUUAGACAAGCUCUUGAUGUGAUCGAGACCGAGGCAAGAUUGCAAUGCUUGAGAGUGGAAUGA
This is a messenger RNA of Endocarpon pusillum Z07020, 2733 nucleotides long. RefSeq lists its product as uncharacterized. Bases 1 to 2733 code for a protein of 910 amino acids. The record is from RefSeq and is a predicted model, not a curated record. Gene Ontology annotation, cellular component: MICOS complex. Lineage: Eukaryota; Fungi; Ascomycota; Eurotiomycetes; Verrucariales; Verrucariaceae. Gene Ontology annotation, molecular function: GTP binding; GTPase activity. Gene Ontology annotation, biological process: cristae formation. The transcript has 6 exons.